CUCUCUCUUUCUCUCUCUCUUUCUCUCUUCUUCUUUCUUCUUCUCUUCCUCUCUCUUUCUUUCGCUUUGUACUUCUCUCUUCUUCCUUUUUCCUCAUCGUCCCCUCGUUCCACUGUCAUUGCAUUCUUGUCAUUCCAUUAGUCCAACCUUCUUUUCUGUUUUCUUCUCCCACAAUUGCUCUAAAAAAAAAAAAGUGCUUCGCCCUACUGCACACUACCUUUCUCCACCUUCCCCUAUCUGACUGACAGCUCCCACUUCUUGUUCCAACCAUACCCCUCGUUAUCAGCGCUCCCUCGUUGCUCCCUAUGAGGGUCAAUCAAGGUGCCACAAUUGCCCACACACGUCAGGCUGAAAAGAUAUCCCCAGUUCUCCAUGACCACACUCACAUAUACAACCACACCAAUGCAUAUGACCACAGCAAGCAGGACAAAGACAAAGAAGACGGCGAACUACUACGGCGCAAGGUCCAUGUGAAGGAACACCACCGCUCUCAAGACGCAGAUGUGGUACGCCUUGGGAUCACCAUCGAAGACAAGGCCUGCGAUACAAUCACCGAUAUCCAAAUGGAACCGGCAUCAGGCCGCGAUGUUGACACAGCACCUUCUGUAACCGCCCAGCAGCCAGAUCUAGGCUUUUGUAACACCAAGAGCAAAGAGGAUUUCCCGCAGCAACAGCAACCCUCAAACAAUGGUUCGACUGCCCCCAUAUCGUCUCCCUCAUGUGCACAGCCGUUGGGGGCGAGUGAUCACCGCAACAAUGGCCAUACCAACGAAGAAGGCCUCGAUCUGUGGCACAAAUGGAUUGCACAGCAACAAAACAAAGCUAAUUCGACCAACCCUCAGAUCACGCCUCGACUGCUUUUGGAAUACUUGAACGCCGUCAUCCUACCAAUGGAGCUCUCCUCAGAACCGAAACCAAUGGUCCAAACAUACGUUAAACCCAUCCUGCAACUCUGGGAGCAACAGCAGCCUCAAGUGAAAGAAACCUCGCCAGGAAAUAUCGAGCGAGAUCAACUCCAAACUUCAUCUCUACCGCCUGCGCUCCUGGCCACACAUGAUUUCAACGGAACCACAGCUACACAACGGCAACAAGAUCAUCUGGAGCGAUUGAUCCAGCUAGAGCGGUCGCAUCGGGAUACUACUCUCGUCAUUUCGCAGUUACAGGAGCAAGUUCGGUACCUUUUGCGAGACAAAGAGAGGGGACUGCGGUCGUGGGAUCACGAUGAAACCUACCUCCAGAGACGUCGACUCCAACGUCCCCUAUCGCCUUCUCCCCCUGGCGAGGUGAUCCAUCCUCCUCGCAGUCAUGUCCUCUUGCACCGUCCGCAUUUAGGUGCACGUUCACACUCGGAGAUCAUACAGUAUGAGCCAUAUUCUCACCACUCUCCACAGCAUGUAGAUUUUCAACAGGGGGAGUCCUUGGGGGUUAUAUCGCUUGAGCCGCCGAUCCGCAAUCGAAAACGGAGUAGCAGUAUGGGUGGACCGGGAGCACUCAUCAGAGAGAACAUCAAGCAAGCGCGUUCAUGCUCACCCCCGCGACCAAGGACAAACUCUGGUGCGACCGCACGGGAGGGGAGCCUGGCACUGACAGCUAGUCAUGACAGCAGUAACAACGUACCAGGGGGUGAAGGCCAUAUUCAUGCGCAAUCUCAGCCACCUCAGUCGGCCUCAGUCCCGCCGUCAGCAUCUCUGACGUAUUCCAAGUCGUUCAGUGGCGCGGUCUCAGACACAUCGGCGCCCUUAAAGGAUGGCUCAUCGAUCUCGAUCCAGUACGGUACGGUAGACAUGCAUAAGAGUCAGACAGCACAUUACAGACAGCAUUCACGCUCGAUUCGCGGACACAAGUACUCGCAUACAUCUCAGCUCUCGCGUUCGGUGCCCUAUCUGGACGAUGAAUAUCUGAUGUUCCAUCAGCAGCAACAGGGCCAUAUAUUCCAGCAUCCUGAAGAUGAGUCCUCCGCCGCUGCAUUCGACUCGCAUGGUAUUGAGCACCACUACUCGCCCUAUUUUCAAUCGAACACCAAUCACGGCUACCGUGGACGGCACUGCAGGAACCAGGACUCGGUCUCAAGCCAAUAUUCGUCUUCACAGCACCAAUACCAGCGCAAUGACUCUCGAGUGUAUCAUGAGUAUGAUCUACAUACGCAUCCGCAGCAGCAACAACCGCAAUUGAGCAACUACCGUGACCAGAAGGACGAAGAUGUCAAACCGAUCACACAGCAGCAUCAGCAAGAUAAUUAUCAUGCGAUGCAUUCGAAGAAACACCAGCAACAAGAGGGGCCACCACCAAUUUAUGUGAUGAACCGACAGGUCAACACUGUACCAGAACUGUGGAAGGAAUGGACUGUGGGCCUCGGAUCUGGGAACCCGAGUAUACGGCAGCUGGAAGCACAGUUCGGACCGAGCUGGAGGACGAGUAGUUCGGCGGCGAACUUCUUUUCGAGACGGUUGAGGAUCAUCAAUGAGAUUCAGCGGAUGAUCGAUUUUGAAGGGCUGAGCGAGGACGAAGCUGUCAAUAAGUUGGAGGCGAGGCGAGAGCAGGGAGUGGUGGUGCCGGGGACGGAGGGCGUUAUUGGACCGGAUGGGCAGCCGGCGCAGCAGACGACAGGAGGGAUGUCGUUGCAUCGGCUAUCGGAGAUCUUGAGGAAGAAGCAGUUGUGAAGGAUUAUAUUUUUUUUGCGAGCAUUAUUGUGUACUCUAUAGAACUUCAUUUAGAAAUAUGGCUCAAGUUUGCAUUUGUCGUCCUUAAAACGAUUUGCAUCAUUCAAAUCGUUUCCUUUGCUUCUUUCUGUCUUUUUUCUUCUUCCUAAUCCCUUUUUUUAUGAUAUGACAGUGUUGAACUUGAGAUUUGCACACGCUUGUUAUACUUGCGAGAAA
Gamsiella multidivaricata is the source of this 2876-nucleotide messenger RNA. RefSeq names its product transcriptional activator of glycolytic enzymes-domain-containing protein. Gene Ontology annotation, molecular function: RNA polymerase II cis-regulatory region sequence-specific DNA binding; DNA-binding transcription factor activity, RNA polymerase II-specific. The record is from RefSeq and is a predicted model, not a curated record. Bases 306 to 2660 code for a protein of 784 amino acids. Lineage: Eukaryota; Fungi; Mortierellomycota; Mortierellomycetes; Mortierellales; Mortierellaceae. Gene Ontology annotation, biological process: positive regulation of ribosomal protein gene transcription by RNA polymerase II. The transcript is spliced from 2 exons.